UCGCAUCAACUUUCCUUGUACUCAGACGGCACUCAAACGCAGCAUACGUUAGCUCGUCAACUAGCUUAGCAGUGUGCUAACAACAACAACAACUGUACACACUCGUGUUUCUGCGACAAGCGACAAAGCCGAUAAUCCGUGGUCUUACACCGACUCGGGGGAAGUGGGUUAAAGGAUCGCCGUCCACUGAUGGACGCCAGUGAGUGUGUCUUAUCGGCGGGGAGAGCCGUGCUGGACAUGGUGGGGCGGGAGUGGCAGCCCCUCUCUGCGGGCGAGCUGGAGCAGCGGCUGGACCUGGCGGUGGAGGAGAUCCUGGAGGCUGAGCUGUUGUCCGAGCUCAGAGCCCAGCCUCCUCCGGCUGUGUACCUACACGUACUGCAGAGUCAACCACACGUGGAGCCCCAGGUUUUACACACAGCGGCGACAGCAUGCGGCCCCCAAGUGGAGGAGACCCCAGCAGAGCCCCAGGGACGACUGGAGUCUGUGGACAGUGCCGCGGUGAAGUACAUCACAGACCUGCUUCACAGCUCCAAAUCGCGGGCUCGUUUGGUGGGUCGGGCUCGCCUCUCUCUGUCCCACACCAUCCUGCUGUCCCUCACCCUGCUCUCUGAGCGUGUGAGCUACGGCUCAGUGUCCCGCCGCUUCCUUGUGGAGAAAGGAAACAUCCACAAGAUCUUCUUUUCUUUCUGUGAGCGUGUCAACACACUGGAGGAGAUGCAAAUCAGAUGGCCAGUUGGUGAAGAUGCAGUGGACGUCCUUUUCCCGAUCUCCAGUCAAGCGAAGGGGCAAGAAGACGGAGAGCAAAGUGUUCCUCAGGUGCUGGGAGUGUUGGGACACACUCGCAUCCCUAUCCGCCUGCCUAUUGGGAAACAUGAUGUGGAGAGCACAGUGCCUGAGGUGAAGAGGAUGAAGGAGGAAGCCCAUCCAGACUCCUGGUUAAACCUUGAGCUUUUAUGUGACCGCAGAGGCCGGUUCCUCCAUUGCAGAAUCAGUAAAGGAUCAGACGUCGACAGAGGCAGUGCUCUCAGAGACAAACUUCAACAGCAUCCUGAACUGAUGCCUCCAGGCUCCUGCCUUAUAGCCAGAGCUGGUUACACACUCACCGCUCACAUUUUAACUCCAUAUGUCACAAGUCAAGGACAGAGAGAGGAGCUCUUCAACAAGACACUGGAGGAGCACUUUCACAUUGCGGAUCAGGCCAUUGCCAACCUGAGAGCCAGAUUUCAGAGGCUAAGGUAUCUGGAUAUUGGGAGCUACAGUCGAGCCAGAACUGUUGUGCUGACCGCCUGUGUGUUGCACAAUGCGUUUUUGGACAUGGGAUGGGUGGUUCAAGGAGAAGUGGAGAGAGAGGAAACCAUAACCCAAGAGGGGGAGGGAGAAGUGGAUGAUGAAGGCAUAUGCAAACGUGACGCCAUUUCAGAUUUGUUGUUGAAAAGCUUUGAAUCUUGAUGACGUCUGUAAAGCCAUUUUCAGAAAUGUCCUCUGGGUGAAAUCUGGAGAAUUUGCUAGACGGAGUUUACCCAGGGUUUCCCUUUCACCCAUGCACAAUGUAACAGGAGGUUCUCUGCACAGAAGUGUGAGAUGAGAGAUGAAGCAGCCAGGUGCAGCAGACAGAGGCAGGAAGUGAUGCAUUAUCUCUGCUGCAUAGAUCACUUGAUUUUUUUUUUUCCCAGCAACCCAACACGGUCAUCAGCUCUUAUCACCACAAACUCUCUUGACAUUUUCGUCUGUGGCUUUUACGGAUAUGUCACAGCUUUAACACCAAGAGAUAUGUUUUAUUUUUGUUUUUUAAAUUUUCAUCAACCCCCUACUCCCCUGCUGUGUUCGACUUCUGCACAUAUCGACUUCCCCUGGAUUACCAUGGACUUUAUGGGUCAGGCUGUGGAGUGUCUCACUCUGACAUUUGAGUUCACACAUUUCACUCCAGAGAAAGUACAGAGAAACUGCCAAGUUCUUCAGUGCAUGUCCAAAAGCGACUUAAGAAACUAGUGUUCAAUCUCCUGUAAAAUAAAGUUUUAUUUUAACA
Molecule: messenger RNA, 2026 nt
Organism: Paralichthys olivaceus (Japanese flounder)
Lineage: Eukaryota; Metazoa; Chordata; Actinopteri; Pleuronectiformes; Paralichthyidae
Source: RefSeq, a predicted model, not a curated record